AUGACAGAACCCGAGACCCUGGCCCUGCUGGAAGUGAAGGGGCCUGAGGCCCUGGAGAAGAGCCCACCCCAGGCCUUGGUCCCCAGUGGCCGGAAGCUGGAAGGGGAAGAUGGGGUUGAGUCCCUUGGAGCUGAGUCCUCUAGAGUGGGGUCUUUGGCUGAGUCUCCCACAGCCAGAGAGGGGACCGAGGAUGGUCUAGACAGCACAGUAAGUGAGGCUGCCACUUUGCCUUGGGGAACUGGCCCCCAGCCCAGUGCCCCGUUCCCAGAUCUCCCCGGCUGGAGGAACAUUGAGCCUGAACCCCCUGAGUCAGAGCCACCCACCAAACUAGAGGAGUUGCCCGAAGAUGAAGCCAGCCUGCUUCCCGAGAAGGCAGCCCGGGCCUUCGUGCCCAUCGACCUACAGUGCAUUGAGCGGCAGCCCCAGGAGGACCUCGUUGUAUGCUGUGAGGCCAGCGAGAGCGAGCACCGCCGGACCUUCCUGCCUUCCCGGGCCACCCACCCUGAGCCCCCGGAGUGCAAGUGGGCCGAAGCAGUGGUGAAGCCGCCUGGCCACUCCUGUGGGGGCUGUGGGGGCUGUGGGGGCCGAGAGGUGCUGAGAGCCGUGGCCUCGAUGGGAGGCACCCUCAUCCUCUUCCCCUGCCUGCUCUACGGGUCAUAUGCCUUCCUGCCCUUCGAUGCCCCACGCCUGCCGACCAUGAGCUCCCGCCUCAUCUAUACCUUGCGCUGUGGGGUCUUCGCCACCUUCCCCAUUGUACUGGGGAUCCUGGUGUACGGGCUGAGCCUGUUGUGCUUUUCUGCCCAUCGACCCUUUGGGGAGCCACGGCGGGAGGUGGAGAUCCACUGGCGAUACCUCAAACUGCUCCCUCUACUCACUGGUCUCUUUGCCAUCUCCCGGCUCAUAUACUGGCUGACCUUCGCUGUGGGCCGCUCCUUCCAAGGCUUUGGCUACGGCCUGACGUUCCUGUCUCUGCUGUCCGUGCUGAUGUGGAACUUCUACUACAUGUUCGUGGUGGAACCUGAACGCAUGCUCACUGCCUCUAAGAGCCGCCUGGACUACCCUGACCAUGCCCGCUCAGCCUCAGACUACAGGCCCCGCUCCCGGGGCUGA
Messenger RNA from Rangifer tarandus platyrhynchus (Svalbard reindeer), 1110 nucleotides. The record is from the annotation of a GenBank genome assembly. Lineage: Eukaryota; Metazoa; Chordata; Mammalia; Artiodactyla; Cervidae.